Molecule: messenger RNA, 762 nt
Organism: Naegleria fowleri
Lineage: Eukaryota; Heterolobosea; Eutetramitea; Acrasida; Naegleriidae
Exons: 2
Coding region: 1-762 (253 amino acids)
Biological process (GO): vesicle fusion; intracellular protein transport
Cellular component (GO): SNARE complex; endomembrane system
Molecular function (GO): SNARE binding; SNAP receptor activity
Source: RefSeq, a predicted model, not a curated record
AUGCCAUUACAGAAAUUAACGUACACUAAAAAGGAUAUGAAGGACAGCGAACAGUGGUUGGUUGUUUUUGAUGAUACGGAAACUGCUUUGAAUAAAUUAGCAGAGGAAGUGGAGAACAGAAAUCAAAUAUUUCGCAACAAUUCGAACGCUAGUGAGCUUCCAAAAUUAAAUUCCGAAAUUAGGAGACAAUUUAAAUCCAUAGAACGAGUGUUGAUCGAUUUAAAGGAAACAUUACCUCAAUUUUCAAAUGAAUUAUCACAACGAGAAAUAACAAGAAGGAAGGAUGCUCUUCAGAACACAAUUCAAAGAGAACAACAAAUGAAAAAGAAGUUUGAUAAUCCGUCUAUUGGAAGAAACAAAUUACUAACAGUAGAGGACAAUGAGCCAAUUUCAAAAGGACCAUAUGACAGAAGCCAAGAACCGGAAUCUAUACGAGAUUUAGAGAGUCAUCAAAUUCUCACUUACCAACAAAGAGUCAUGGAGGACCAAGAUAAAAGCUUGGACAUGUUAAAUCAGGCCCUCGAUAGAACUAAACAAAUUGGGCUUAGUAUUGACGAAGAACUUGACGAACAUUCACGAUUACUCGAAGACAUUCAUGAGAAUGUUGACGUUACCGAAUCCAAGAUCAAAGUUCAAACCAAGAAAAUGGUCAAUCUUGCAAAAAAGAAUUCCUUCAUGUGUUGGGGAAUAGUCAUUGCAGUGAUUUUAUUUAUUAUUGCUGUGGGUCUCCUCAUUGUGUUGCUCACAACCACAAAAUUCUAA